AGUUGUGCGCUGGUUGUGUUCACGGGGUGUGUGAGUGUUGCUGCUGCUGCAGCUGUCAGUGUCCUUCAUACUGCUGUAAACUGAAUAUGGUGUUUGUGGAUACUUUCUUAAUUAACUGCUGCUUUAUUCUGUAGAGAUGGUGUAAACUGCGUCCUAAGAAAUCUUGAUAUAUCUACUGUUUUCACUGACUAAGUAAGAUGGCACAUGAAAAGGAGCUGAAAAUCAUCCAUAUCAAUCCAGAUUUCCUUUCAUCUAGAAAACAAACCAAGCCAAAGGUUCAUGUCAACCCAGCUUUUUUGCACAAGUCUGAACAACCCCAGACUAAGGGAGAGCUUUUGAAAAAUGUAACUCCCCAACUGGUACCUACUGGAGAUGAACAGAAAUUGUAUCCCACCAAAGAGAAUGUGAAACAGGAGCUUUCAAAGCCUGAUUUUUCUAAAUGCACAAAGCCCCUUUUUCCUCAAAGCAAUUCACUGUCCUUGACACAACACUCCUAUGGAUUAAGCUCUAAGAGAUCUCAUAGCCAUUCACCAUUGAUAAAGGGAAAUGCACAUGCACAUUUGGCAAAUAAAUAUCCAAGUCAGUUACUUUUAAGUAAUACAAAUUCAGAAUCUAUCUCGGGAAACACUAUUUGCCAGACAUACAAUAAAGUCAGUGGUAUCUCUGGCAGUGGAAUCAAACCAAAGUGUUUUUUAACAACAGAUGCAAAGAAGAAAAUGACACAAACUUCUGUUUACUCCUGGAGAGCAGUUGGUGCCAAAGUUCCAUCACAAAAUGUAAGCUUGAUAUAUCAGUCAGUAAAUAAGGUACAUCAUACUCCAAUCUCUACUCAUAACUCUUCAUCUUGUAAAUUUCAUAGAGGCUCCAUUCAACCAUUAACAUCUGGUAUGUCCUUUGUAGACAAAGGUAAGCAGAGUGUAUCUUUCAAUAAAAUAAAUAAAUAUUCACCACAUCAGAAUGGGUAUAAUUAUGAAGCUUAUAUGCAGCAAGCUUCCAUUAAAUCUGAUGGGGUAACAAACUUUGGUAAUUUAAAUAUUAAAAAGUCAUCAAUUUCAGAAAAAGAAGUGACAGGUGAUUGUAAAGGUUCAGAAGUCCCCAUCAGUAUAAACAAGUCCCAUGUAUUUGCAGAGGAAAAUGAAAGUUUACAUAAGUUUGUGAGUGCAGAAAGAGUUCUCUCGCAUUGUUCUAGAAAUUCAAACAUACUUAUAAACCCAAAACUUUUAAAAUAUUUAUCCAGUAAUAGUGACCAAGACAAAAAGUCACCAGCUGUACCAAAGCCAAAGUUGAAACCACUGGCAUCAUGUGUAAUGUCAAACACUGGCCAAAUUACAUCAUGCCCACUCAGUGCCAUAAAUAAAAAUUCUAUAGCUGCUGCUGAUGCUUCUAAGAAAAGUGGAAAAUAUAAAGUAAUCUCCAAAACAAAACUUGUACGACAGAGCUCUGGUAAACUUUCCAGCCAAGCUGCAUCAUCUGCUGUUCACCCAAGAAAUACUACAUCAAAGGUAACUUCUGAGACACUCAAAAGAAAUAGUAAAUAUAAAAUUAUCUCUAAAACAAAGCUUGUUCGACGACUCUCGAGUAGCUCGUUUAGAGAUGAAACAAGACAAGCUGCUGCAAAGGCAACAUCAUCUGAGAACAGUACUGUAAGUUUGCCUGUGUGCUCACCCAAGAGUACAGUUAUUUCUGCCCCUUUCAAGUCUAUGACAAGAACUCGCAGAAAUUCGGUAGGUACGAGGGCACACCCCAAGAGACGUUACUCAACCACGUCACGUACAAAAUUAUAUAGACGCCUUUCUAGUUCAAGCAGUUCAAAUGGAGAUGGAAUAUCAGGGAAACCAAAGUAUUCUAUAAAGACAAAGACUAAACUUGUGAGGAGAUAUUCUGGAAGUGGUACCAAUGAUUCAUCAUUUACUAAUAAGGAAGAAGGAAAGACAAACAUUAAAUCAAAUUUAGAAAGAAAGAAAAAAUUCUCAAUUAUAUCUAAGACUAAGCUGGUGAGAAGAUCAGAUUCAGGAAUGAAUAAAACAAAAAUUGUAAAAGAUUCAGUUACACCUGUUUACGGUUAUCCACACACAGGAACACUUGUAAGACGCCACAAACUGGUGCGUAACGUGGCAGUGUUAUCAGGAAAGGCAGCUAAGGAUUCAAAUGCAAAAAGUAUAAAGACUGUAUACAAGAUUGUGAACAGUAAUGCAAAGAUUUCAUCCAAGCAGAAGGCUGCUAGAGGUAUUAUCUCCAAGUAUAAGAUAAAUCACUUAAAAUCAGAUUCUGCCGAUGUUUUAAGGAAGAGAGAUUUUAGAAGCUUUAGCCCUGCUAUGAAGUCAGUGUUUUCACAUGCAUCAAGCAAAGAUGCUGUCAAGCAUUCUGAUCGGAUCAUCAACAUUGGAGGAAUUUUGUAUAAAUCAACAAAAACUUCACUUACAAAACAGCUAUCAAAGACACUACAGAAGAGCAGUGCAAAAUCUUCAAGUACUGGAUGCAUUGUUUGGCUUCGAGGUGAUCAGUUCCAUUUAAGUGCUGGAGGAAGGAGCUUGAAACGAAUUACAAAAGGAUCAGAGCCCUUAGAUUCAAAUCAUAGUCUUUCGAGAGUUCACAUUGGUGGUCUCACAUAUUCACUCACUAAAGCUGGACAGUAUGAACUAACAAAGAUCCACCAAGCCAGGGCUGUUUUAAGCUCAGCAAAGCAUCGCAGUAUGACAACACUAGCACAGAGGAAGAAAAGAGGUAGUAUGCAGAAACGCAAUGAGCAUUGCAUCUUCUUCAACCGAUUUGGACGGUGCACCAAAAAGGACAGAGGAGACUGCCCAUAUAUUCAUGAUCUUAAGAGAGUUGCUGUAUGUACUAGGUUCCUAAAAGGAAGAUGCCCUGUGAGAAACUGCCCAUUCUCACAUACUGUAGAUCCAGAUAAGAUGCCCGUUUGCUCACAUUUUGUGAGGUCUACAUGUACACGAGAUGGUUGCCCAUAUCGCCAUGUUAGAGUUAACCCGUCUGCACCAUUGUGCUUAGACUUUCUUAAAGGACGUUGUCUUUCAGGAGAGGAGUGUAAGAAGCAGCAUAUUUUGGUAUGUGAUGAGUUUAGCAGAACAGGUAAGUGUCCAAGAGGUGUUUCUUGUCCCCUUUCUCAUCAUAGGGGACGAGGCAAGAAAAGGAAAUCUGUUUCCUUGGAACCUCCCAUUGGAGAAAAUGACAAACAAUCUGUUUCUGAGCAACGAAAAAGAAAAUUAAGCGAGAGUAGAGAUGUACUGGGAGGACCAAAAGUAAAAAAGAGAAUUGUAAGUAAAUCAAGAGAAAAUGAAGUUAAAGCUGUCAAGCAAAGAUAUUUUCAAGCAAUGUCAUUAGAAAAUGAAGAUAAAGUAGAACAAGAAAAAGUAGUAGAGUUGAAUCAGGAUUAUUCAGAAAAAACAAAGAAUAAAAGAGAGGAAAUGAUACUGAAUAAUAGUAAGAAUGAGGAAGCACUCACUAGUAAACAGUCUAUCACAGUGUGCAACAAAAAUUCUCCAAUGCAGCAAAUGUUGGAAAUGCAGGAAGUCCAAAAUGAAUGUUGCAAAAAGCUGACUUUAGUUUCUAAUAUCUCUGGAUAUGCUUCAGACUUAAACAAAACUAGACAGAGAUUAUUACAAGAAGUUGACAAAAUAAAACAUUCAUAUAGUGUUGAUAAACAUAGUUUGGAUGUGAUAAAUGAGACUAACAAAUAUUCAGCAAUGAAUAUGAAGAAAAAUGAAGAUUUAGCAUUUGAUAAAACUGAGGAGGUCAAUUUGAUUCCUCAAAAAGAAGAAAUCUUUGAAUUGUCUGUUAAUACAAAAGUACAGAAUAAUAAACGAAAUACAAAAGAACAUAUGGGAAGCGAAAGUAAACUCUCUAACAAUAGUAUAAAUAUAUUACAAAGGCCACACCUCCCAAAAACAUUACCAUCUUACAUACCUUUAAGCAUGAAUGAAGAUGUGAAGGAUUUGUAAUGGAACUGUGAUAAGAACUUAAUGUAUGUAUUAAUUAUAUUUUUAUUAAGAUUAUUAUUUUAUAAACUACAGUAAGUCUUUCAUCUCUUGCCUUAGCCUCUUUGCUUCUGUAUAAGUGCAGCUGUAGUGCAUUUAAAUCAGCUGUAUACUACAGUAAUAGGUACCUCAACACAUCAUUACGGGUCAUGGGUAGGAUAGUUCAAAUUAUUUUGUGUGUAUACUAUAAUGAAUUUUCUUUACUUCAGCAGUUAUCUCUCACCAAGACAGGGUGGCCCAAAGAAGAAGAAAAUCAGUCCUUCAAUUCACUGUCUUGCCAGAUGUGUGCUGAUACCACCAUUCAGAUCAUCCUCCAGCUGCAACAUCUCCACUUCCCCUUGAUUGCAGACACUGCCCUUCACACCUCCAGAAUUCAAAUUCAGCUAACCUCUUUCUCUGACACUCCAACAGUACAUCCUUUAAAAACUACUUGUCUCAAUUUGCUUUUAUCUAACAUGUUCAUAAGCCUGCUGGAUGAUCAGGCCUCUUCAUCUCAAAACUUUUUAUCCCUUCCCUCCCUCCAUUCCUGGAAUGACCCCUACCCCUCCCACCUUUCACCCUCAAUUUAGACACUUUCCUUGAUGUACUAUAUCCCUCUUCAUUCUCUUUGUCCAAACCACCUCGGCAAUACCUCCUCAGCCCUCUGAAAUCAUACCCUUGAUUGAGAUUAAAAGGUGGAAAAGAAGGCUUUGAGUACUAGGUCCUAGCUGUGUGUGUAUUAGAUCUGAAUGAGUGGAGGCAAGUGGUUUUUGUGGCUUACUGUUGGAGUGUGAACAAGGUAACAUUUUUGAAGGAUUCAGGAAAACCUGUUAGUUGAACUUUGGUUCUGGUGGUGAGUAGUACAGUGCAUGCAUUCUGAAGAAGGGACGAAGCUGUUGCACAUUGGGGAAGGCCAUUUGAGCUGUGGUCUUUGCAUGCUUCUGGCAAGUGCAUGAUGUGAUAGUGGGUGUUUUUCCUCUUUUUUGGGUCAUCAUACCUUGGUGGCAGAUGGCCAGUCUGGUAGAAUCUCAAGUUGCACAUUCGAAGUUCACAUUUUAAAUAGAUCACCAUUGAAAUAUUGUAACCCAGUCCUAAUUUUGUGGGGAAAGUGACCAGGCAAAUGCUCAGUAAAGAUUUAAAAAAUAAGCUGGGAGACAGUAGAUGAUGACCAGUAGCUCGUAAUUACACACUUCUGUGCCUUUGUCAUGUACCUACUCUAGUUGUAUUUCUACAAUUGUUGAAUGUGUUGGUGAUUGACAGUAAAAAGUGAAAAAGUUAUUAAAUGAGAGAGUUGUGCAAAGAAGAUAUGAUCCUCAUUGUGGCAGUCAUGAAAAAAGUUCUGCAGGGAUAUGUAUGGCAGCCACAGCUUAUCAUAUUUAGCAGUAUCAGCUCUCCAUCAAUGGGAGAAGAGCUUGUGCAGCUCAUGAAGAUGUAGCCCUUAAUUAGCAACAACAACCCACUUUCCACACUAUUUUUUUUCCAGUACUACUACAUAUUUCUUUUACUUUCUCAAAUUCAUUUAUUAGUAUGUUAGUUUGGUAUAGGUAUGGAGAGUUCUUCAGUUUGAUACAGUUUGGUAAGGAAAAUGAGGCUUAUUACUAAUGUUGAUUGCAGAUGAUAGUGGUUGUAACAGAUACUGCCUUCCAUAUGAUUGUACAGGUAUUGUUUAGGGCUAUAGUUGCCCUUGCCACACAUUUCUGAAUUAACAGACAGGGGCAUCUACAAUGUACAAUAUGGAAAACCUUUAUUAUUUUUGAGAAAUUAUGAAAUUUAAUUUUGUCAUGGACAUAUCCCAGUUUUCCCAUGUAUCCUACAGUUCAAACAUCACUAUAUCACAUAGUUCAGGUGUUUGGUAACAUGCAUAAUAUGAGAUUUUACUUCGUGUGUGAGAGAGACCAUGUUUUGAGUGAGCAUUUUUUGUGUAAAUCAUUUUAAUUGAAUAGAAGUGAAAAUCUGUAAUAUUUUCCCUGUAAUACUGUAUAUUCUUCAUUUAGUUGCUGUUAUGCUCAGCACUCAUGUCAUUCAAAACUAGAUUGUUUCUAAUGUAAAUUUCAAUUUCACAGCUCUUAAGCUUUUAAAAAUUCUUAAUUUCUUCCUUUUCUUCUGUAUAUCUAAACCUAUCUUCAGUGUUUUCUUUUAAUUACCAUGCUUUAAAGAGUGGAAUAUAAGAAUAGAAAAGAUUAUCAAAAUAAACUGAAUUAAUGACAACAUGGAUAAGUUGUCAUUUCUAAAAAAUACUGUAGAUGCAGUAGUGAUGUAUACAGAGCCUUGGGGAUAUUGUGUUGGUGCAGAAUAUAAUGGCUGUGUUUCACAAGCAGUUAAUGAGCAGUAAUGUUGGUGUGUGAAGUAAAUUUUCUCCCUAAAAUAUGUAGUUUAAGUAAAAGUUUUGUAUGGAAAAUAAAAGUGCAUACAACACAACACAUCCAUGGACAUGUAUGUACACGAGUAAUAUGUACUUUGUCCCAGUCUCUUAGUGGUGCCAUAAAAAUUAUGUAUGUAGUGUGGAUCACAGUUGCAUAGUACAGUACUCUGAUUUCCUAAAGAAAACAAGUAAAGAUAAAAUAAUAAAAAAAAAAAUUGUAGAAUUUUGGAAGAAUUAAGAAAAGCAUUUGUCAGUUAAGGAAUGAAGUGGUGUAAGUGCUAUUAAGGAGGACAAAUAUUAAAAAAGUUGUUUUGUAGGCCAUUAUUGACUUAGCCAAAAAAAAGUCCUGAUCACUUUAAGCACACGCAUAUAUGACGAUCAUGUGUAACUUUGCAAGCGUCCUUUCAUAAGUGAAUUCACUUGACUCCUUUAUGUAUUCUGUAGCUCAGGGCCUUUUAAUCUACCACAGGCAAUGUCAUUCUCUGAAUUUUUCAGUACUAAUUUGUUCCUUGCUAGAUUACUGGCAGCAUUGUUGGGUUGUAUUAGUGACCAAUAUGCUGUUUUGUAUCAAACAACAGUUUGGCUAAUGGUUAUCUUCCCUUCAUCGCUAAUUGUUGUAGGAAACCAUACUUGUGUGCCUUGUAUUAGUCACGUCGGACUAGCCUGUACUUACGGAGGAGGAGUCUGGCACUACUCUGCAAGAGUUUUUAGGUCAUGCAGGAAACUCUGUUUUUGUCGAUUGCUCCAUUCAUCAAAAAGCACACGCACUUCAUUUUUGGCUCCUAUUAUAAUAUCCUGAUAUGCUGGUGAUGUCUCCUCUCUGAUGAUCCUAUCUUUAAUAUAGAUUCUUUCUUGAUUCUUUUAUUUAAUGUUGAUUUAUUACAUUGAAUGUGACCCCUCCCUUUGCCAUGAUAUUAGUCCAAACACCACCUAUGUGCCUUUACUGUCUUACUCAUCCUUACUGUGUUGCACUGAAUGACCCACAGGAACUUUGCACCUUUAACCCCCUGACUGUCACAACCCCAAAUCCUGUAAUAAUAAACAAUAUACCUGGUGUCGCAAAAUUUCCAAAAAGAAAAAAAAAUGUUUUUUCUUAUGAAAUGAUAGAGAAUCUUUUCCUGAUUGUAAUGACACAAAAAGAAUGAAAUUGAUGGAAAACUGACGGAAUUAUGCUCUCGUGAAGUUAGUGACCUUGGCGAUAUUUAUGAAUCGGCAAUUUCGCCCACUUUGAGUCCUAUUUUCGGCUAAUUCCAUUGUACCAGUCGACCAAACUCAUAGCUAUUUCUUUAGAACUCCAUUUUUUCUAUCGAUUGAAUACAAGAAACUGCCCAUUUACCAAUUUCAACUACCCAAUAACGUGGUCAGAAAUUUGCAAUUUGGCCAAUUUCACAAAAAUUAAAAAAUAUGAUAAUUUCAAAAUAGGGUCUAGAAUGAACAAUGGAGACAUUCCUGGCUCUAAAAUAACAUUUUCUUCAUUCAUCAGUCACGUCUCCAGGCCCCUCUGAUAUUACUCUUGCUUUCUAUUUUGAAUUUUUAUUCAAGCAAAAAAUAGAGGAUUUACUGUUAUGUAGACUACUGCAAUAUUGUAAUAAUUGUAUAAAUAAUGUCAACCCAUUCAUGACUGCAUAUUAGAAUGGCUACUUGGACAUUUAUUGGAAAAUGACAUCAUUUGUUUACUUUUGAACAUCGGCAAAAAUCAAACAUUUCCCCUACUUUGAGCUCCAUUUCAAGGUUCUUUUCAUAGUAAAACCAAUCAAAAUCACAUCUAUUUCUAUAAUAUAUUUUCCAUUCUAUCAAAUGAGACCAAGAAAACGAGAAUACAACCAUAAAUACUAUAUGAAAAUAGACCACAAAGUCAGUAUUUUAAUUAAAAAAAUGGUUGGAGUUUUUUUUUUCUCAUUAUGCACUGUGUGCUGCAGAAUUUUUUUUAUACGGUGCACACUGACCACACAGACCCAUUCUCUCACAUGUGGGCCCACCAGCUUUCUCCUGCUUGAUUUGAAGGUGCUAGAAUUUAUGAAUAUAUGUACGUCAAAAACGGUGGCUCAUAAGACAUAUAUAUACGACCAAAUCAGUCAAAGGGUUAAUAAAUAAUAUAAUUCUUAUCUUUUCUGCCAUGCACUGCAUUGUAUAGCUGUUACCCUUGACUUGCUUAGCACCCUUCAUUGUUAUUUUUAUUAUUACUAGUACACCUACCAUCCGACUUACGACCUGCUCGACUUACGACCACUCGACUUACGACCGUGUUUUUUAUGCCAAAUUUCUGGGAAAUAAACAACUAUUUGUGUUGUACACAGUGUUUAUCCUAAACCUUACAGUAUAAAAUACUGUACUAACAACAUAAAAAGUAAAGUAAAACAUGAAAUACCAAAAUACUGUAAAACAAUAAAAUAAAGUCAUUACAAAUAUGUUUUGUUGAUAUUCAGUAGUAAAGUUCGACUUACGACCAUUUCGACUUACGACCGGUUUCUCGGAACCGAACUCGGUCGUAAGUCGGAUGGUAGGUGUACUAGUAAUUGUAUUAGUAAUAGUACAGUCAGCCCCCCAAAAAAUUGGAAAUAAUGUUAAAGCAUAAAAUACAAAUGGUUUAAGAAUCUUUAUUAGGGAGGAACUUAGGAAAUACAAAUCAACAUCAUCUAGUCAUUUGAGUUUUUGCUUUCAUUAGUUUUUUAAUUCUUUAAUUGAUACAUGAUCAGUGACAAACUUUUCUUCUUUACACAGCCCUUGUGGCUUAGCGCUUCUUUUUGAUUAUAAUAAUAAUAAUAAUCUUCUUUACACAACAGCUACAGUGGAACCUCGGCUUAUGAGUUUAAUCCAUUACGUGACCUUGCUCAUAUCCCAAUCUGAUCUGCUCGUAUGCUGCGUCAAUUUUCCUCAUUUAAAUUUAUUGAAAUGCCAUUAAUCUGUUCCAGUGGAAUUUCUGCUCUCAGGAGGCAGGAAUAUAACGCUAAUAUCAACUCGACGGCUUAUUUAUCUAUCACAGUUCAUCUAAUAUGAUAUAAUAAACAAUGUAAAUAACAUAGAAACGUGAUACAUGUAUAUUCUGUAGAAUGAAUAAAAGUCAUUAUGUGACAAGUGGUGGCGGCCAUUCCCUACCUCAAACGGCCGCCUUGUUGUGGGUCAGCAGGGGAGACCUCCUGCCAUCCCUUGACAGACACCACCAUCCCAGCUUACUGUUCAGUUCCACUUCUCUCUCUCGUAUCUGCCAAGCUGUCAUGACACCCAGUAGGCAUACCAGUGUUGCUGAAUGACUUACUGACUUGACUUAAUCGUGUACUGACUUACUGACUAAAUGACUUGACUGACUGAUUUACUGAAUGACUUAAAGUUAGACUUUUUCACUUAGCCCUUUCAGGGUUUCAGCCAUACUAGUACGGCUUAUGCCCCAGGGUUUUUGACGUACUAGUACGCCUAAAUUCUAGCGCCCUCAAUCUAGUGAGAGAAAGCUGGUAGACCUACAUAUGAAAGAAUGGGUCUAUGUGAUCAGUGUGCACAGUAUAAAAAAAAUCCUCCAGCACACAGUGCAUAAUGUAAAAAAAAAACUGACCGUGUUUUUGGAUUAAAACAACAAGUUUGCACUGCAUUUUCGUAUGGUAUUUAUGGCUGUAUUCUAGGUUUCCUGGUCUCAUUUUAUAGAAAGGAAGACAUAUUACAGAAAUUGAGAUGAUUUUGACUGAUUUUACAAUUAAAAGUACUUUGAAAUUGAGCUCAAAGUAGCAGAAAUGUUCUAUUUUUACUAAAGUUCAAAAGUAAACAAAUCAUGCCAAGCGUCCAAUACACGUCAACUGGUGAGUCUAAUAUUCUUUCACAAGUGCGCUGAUAUUAUUUAUACCAUUUCUACACAAAUGCAGUAGUCUGCAUAACAGUAAAUCUUCUAUUUUUUGUAAGAAUAAAAAUUCAAAGUGGAAAGCCAAAGAAAUAUAAGAGGGGACUGGGGAUGUGAAUAACGAACAGAGAACUUGUUAUUUUAGUGCCAGGAAUGUCUUUCUUGUUUAUUCUGGAUCCUAUUCAGAAAUUGGCAUCUUUUGAAGUUUUUGUGAAAUUGACAAAAUUGCUAAAUUCUGACCACAUUAUUGGAUAGUUGAAAUCGGUAAAUGGGUGGUUUCUUGUACUCAUUCGAUAGAAAAAAAUGGAGUUCUAGUGAAAUAGUUAUGAUUUUUGUCGACUAGUACACUGGAAUUGGCUGAAAAUAGAGCUCAAAGUGGGCAAAAUUGCCGAUGCGCAAAUAUCGUCGAGACCGCUAAAUUUGCGAGGGCAUAAUUCCGUAAGUUUUCCAUCAGAUUUCAUACUUUUGGUGUCAUUAUGAUCGGGAAAAGAUUCUCUAUCUUUUCAUAAGAAAAAAAAAAAUUUUUUUUUUUUUUUUUUGGAAAGUUGGGCGACCCAGAGAACAAGUCUCGGAGAGGGCCUGGCGACCCUGAAAGGAUUAAGAGGACCUUGAAAUGGUGUCUAGAGCAGCUGAUGCCUUACCAUCAGUUGUAUAAUGUACUGCAGGGUAAAAUAGAACAGAAAUCCAUUACAGAAAAAAAACAUACCACGGGUGGGGUUAUGGUUUGUUUGCAAUCGUGUCAUUACAAUUUCAUGAGUCAUCCAUUACAGAAUUUAUGGACACUCCAAUUAAACCAUUGACUUCAGUACCAGAACCUCUACCAUCCACCUCAGCCCAGUAGGGCCACAGCAUAACUCUCCACUCUAUUCACAGUCAUCAAUAAACACCAGCGCUCACAAUUUAAGAUAAUAAAUACAAUUAUAUUUCUGUUGCAGUUAUAGUCUUAAGCAGUAAAAACAUAAUACAUCACAACAGUGAAGUACAAUUAUAUAUUCACUUAUACUUUUGUAAGAUCUGGAGGUAUUAAAAAAAGUUGUUUGAGGGGGAAGCUCGCAUCCUGAAUUUUUGCUGAAUUUUUUGCUCGUAUCCAGAAACAAAAAAUCAACUGAGCGACUUUUCCCAUCUUGAAAAACUCAUAUGUUGGGGUACUCAUAAGCUGAGGUUCCACUGUAAUUUUUUUUUUUUUUUUUUUUUAAGUGUAGCAUUAGCACUAGUAGUUAUAGCAUUAUCUUAUCUAGUACUAUAGUAGCAGUAGUAGAUGAGAUAAUGCUAUAACUGCUAGAAUUAGUUCUACAGUGGAACCCCGCCUUACAAUAUUAAUUUGUUCCUGAGAGCUCAUCGUAAGUUGAAAUUAUCGUUAGCUGAAUUAAUUUUCCCCAUAAGAAAUAAUGGAAAUCAAAUUAAUCCGUUCCUGACACCCCAAAGUAUGAAAAAAAAAAAAAUUUUUACCACAUGAAAUAUUAAUUUUAAUACAAACUGAAGAAGACAUGCACAAUUACUACUAUACUAAGAAUAGAAUACAUGACACUUACCUUUAUUGAAGAUCUGGUGAUGAUUGAUGGGAUGGGAGGAGAGGAGAGUGUGGAAGUUACUGUUUAAAAGGGGAAUCCCCUUCCAUUAGGACUUGAGGUAGCAAGUCCUUUUCCAGGGUUACUUCCCUUCUUCUUUUAAUGCCACUAGGACCAGCUUGAGAGUCACUGGACCUCUGUCACACAACAAAUCUGUCCAUAGAGCUCUGUACUUCCCAUUCUUUUAAGACUUUCCUAAAAUGGGCCAUAACACUGUCAUUGUACAGGUUGCCAACACGGCUUGCAGUAGUUGUGUCAGGGUGAUUUUCGUCCGUAAAGGUUUGCAGUUCAACCCACUUUGCACACAUUUCCUUAAUCUCUUUUUUCAAUUCCAUACUAAUUCUUGCCCUUUUUACCACAGGGAUGGCACUAGAAGCUUUCUUGGGGUCCAUGGUGACUUAUUUUGCAGUUCUUUCUUCUUUCUGAUAAUGUGAAUGUAUGCGAAGAUGCGACCGCACUGGCUGGCUUGUAAACACUGGCGCAGAGGCCACACAUGGGACGCAUCCCGGACAAAUCACGUAAGGCGAGUUUUUUAUCGUGAGGCGAGGCAAAAUUUUUGCGUUCAAAUGCUUUGUAUGGCGGAUUUAACGUAACGCAAUGCGUUCGUAAGGCGGGGGUCCACUGUACUAGUAAUAGUACUAAUCGUAGUACAGUACUACUAUUAUUAGUAGUACUUCUGUUACUAUUUCUAUUGACUAGUACUAAUACUCUGAGGGAUCUGCCAAAGAAAACAGGAUGCCAGUGAGAAUAUCAGUCCAUGUAUAGUGGUUGCCAGACAGUUCCUCACUUCUUUAGAUAGUGUUUAACCUAAAAAAAAAAAAAAAUUGCUGUACAAAAACUAUAAUGUUCAUAUGUUCAUUUUUAGUUUUUUUAUGAAAUUUCUUAUAUGCUGCUGGAUACCUUAUUGAAAAUUAGUUCAUAGCUUGUUCAAAAUGUUUGCUAAAAUUUAUAUCUACACCAUAACCUGUGAUAAGAAGUCCACCAGCGAGUAACUCUUGUUAAUAGGUUUAAGAAACUGGAUUUAUGUAUGUUUAUUAUGGCAUUUUAAAGAUUUAGAGAAUAAAUAUAUUCUGAACAUUUCGAAGUACAGUAAACUGAUUACAAUAGUAACAUAACUCACUGUUACUAUAAUGUACAAUAUAUGUUACUGAGUAUUCAUGAAAAAUGCUACAGUAGAAUAUAAUGCAGAAUCACCAUACCAUAUAAGAUGGAACAAUGAACAAAUAUGGUGCCCACAUAAAUUUUAGAAAUAGUAUUUAAAAUAGAUGCUCUUUUUUACUCAUGAACAAUAAUAAAUAUUUUAUACUGUAUCUAGAAAGGCAGUGGGAUAAGAAAGGACAUUGAGGUGCAUGCCUCUGCUACAGUUAUUAAAGUCUACAUUAGUUUUGCCCAUUGAAUAAACUGCAACCAAGGUAAGCAAGAUUUAUAACUGGUCAUUUACUUGUGUAAGUUUUUUAUGCUAAUAUGUUGACUCUUUUUAAUAAAAAAUAGUUUGCUAA
Messenger RNA from Cherax quadricarinatus, 13226 nucleotides. RefSeq names its product Zinc finger CCCH domain-containing protein 3 (gene ZC3H3). Gene Ontology annotation, cellular component: nucleus. Gene Ontology annotation, molecular function: metal ion binding. The record is from RefSeq and is a predicted model, not a curated record. NCBI's taxonomy places the organism in Eukaryota, Metazoa, Arthropoda, Malacostraca, Decapoda, Parastacidae.